AUGACCGUUCUAGUACUGGUACGGCAAUGGGGUGCAGCAUGGGGUAUCGUCGCUUACGUUCUAUGGUGGAUCAAUACUGCAAUGGCAGUCGUCGUGGUGAUGGGAAUUCCGUACGUCUUUGUGAAAAUCCAGUCGCCAGGUGUUAAGGCGGUCCUACCAGGCGUGCUUCUCCCGCUGAUCUCGGCACUCACCUCCGCCGCUGGUGGAGGUGUUAUCUGUCAAUACGGAGCUCUAGGGAGCCGAUUGCAGGUUCCCGUUAUCAUCGUCUCUUUUCUUGAAGUUGGGCUAGGGCUCACGCUAGCAAUCACGUUGACAGAUAUCUUUAUGACAAGGCUCUUCGACCAAAGCUUCCCCGCUAUGGAAGAAAUCUAUCAGGACAUGAUUCUGUGCGGUCCAUUCGGUCAAGCCAGCUUUGCGUUACAGGCCCUCGGACAGGCGGUGUUGCGCGAUGCUUUCGCCGAUUAUGAUCGUGGAACCUUCUUAACGGCGGAGGCUGCUAAGCCCAUUGGGUUCGCUAGCGAACUGGCUGGUCUUCUUGUCUGGGGAUAUGGCACAUUCUGGUGGUGUUUUGCUAUUCUUAGUAUAUCCCAUGCCUUGAUCUCUCGCGCAAGACACCGACAACACACUUCCUUCACCUUGGCCGCUUGGUCUCUGGUCUUCCCAUGGGGUGUCUAUACGAAUGCCGCAGUGGAGCUAGGGAAAUUAAUGGACUCCCCGGCCUUUAAAGUGUGGUCCACAGCUCUACUUAUUAUUGUCCUCGUGAUCUGGAUCGUGAACCAUUAUUUCACAGUCAAAGGAUUAGUCACAGGGGAUCUGCUGGGUUUAAACCGAGUGUAUGAAAGUGCCCCGAUAACUGUAAAUCGUGGCAGAAGUGGUCCUAGAACAAAUUGGGUAUAG
This is a messenger RNA of Aspergillus pseudotamarii, 897 nucleotides long. RefSeq names its product putative malic acid transport protein. The record is from RefSeq and is a predicted model, not a curated record. The coding region runs from base 1 to 897 and encodes 298 amino acids. Lineage: Eukaryota; Fungi; Ascomycota; Eurotiomycetes; Eurotiales; Aspergillaceae. Gene Ontology annotation, molecular function: sulfite transmembrane transporter activity. The transcript has 2 exons. Gene Ontology annotation, cellular component: plasma membrane. Gene Ontology annotation, biological process: sulfite transmembrane transport; transmembrane transport.